AUGACUGGAAAGACCAAGAAAGAUAUUCAUGCGUCGCGAAGGUAUUGCGCUCUAUGCGUGGAUCACCCGACUGCUGGAGAACGCAUAAUCGACCUCGAGGAGGAUGGAUUUCCUCUACAAACUGUACCCGAUUGUGAAAAAAACUGCGUAUUCUGCAAGGCGGAGCCAAACCCAUUGCUAUGCAUUCAUACAAGGUGUCUUCGGCUUCUAAUGGCCAGCUACGAGCCAUCUGACAAGCCGUCCUUGAAGGAUAUCAGGAAAUUCGCACUUGCCACGGAAGAGAUCUAUCCAAAGUCCUAUCCAGAACGUGGAAAUCCUGGAACCGUUUUAGAGGGUCUGGCAUCCAGGUAUACUGCCUGUAUCAUUCCAGAGCCCUUCAAGGAAGACUUCUUUGGUAAAUUACCCCCUGAGAUACGACGCAGGAUCUCGGAGUUUGUUGGUUCAUGCUGGUACUUGACUAUCCUAGGAGAGACGCGACGGCUCAUUGACUAUGGUAGACAGAACAAAGAGCCUCAGGAAGAUGAACUCGACCUCACCAAAGACAUAUGGAUGUCGCGAAUUAUCUGUAGGGAUCAUUCUUACGUGGCACAGCUCAGCAACACACCACUAAAGGCAGCUGAAGGGGCUGAUGUGUUUCAAGUUCAGCUGCCUCGGAAUAUUCACAGAGUUAUUAUUUCAAAGGACCACAUCGGUGUGCGUGGGAUUCAGUUUCUCAACCGUGAUGCUACUCCGACAGAAGAUCAGUCACCCUGGUAUGAGAUAUUCAACGUGCAGAAUUCUCAUCCAAAACUAGGGGUAUACCGUCAUAUAAUUGCAUUGGUUAAUAGGCAAUAUUCAGGGUCGGAAUCCCUGACAUGGACCUCGCCUUUUGCGCCCGCUCUCCACCAAUCGGUCCAAACUCCCUUUAUCCGGGUGAAUUCGGUUAGACUGCAUUACACGAAACUUGGUCCCCAAGUCCAAGGCCUUCUUGUCUGCUGUACCAUCCAUGGAAUUGUCGGGUUUCACGAUUUCUCCGGCACAAACAAAAUGUUCGAUAAAUUCAUUGAAGAGAUGCAUCAACGCGUAGGGCGGGACGACAGCCUCCCCCAUGUAUAUUGGAUUUAUUUUCCACUCAAUGAUCAGGAACAGAUCCAGGGAGCCUGGCUCCGGGGCUGGACUAUUGCCCCGGGGUACAGAUACAUCGACGGAUUGACGCUGCAAACCUCUCUAGGAAGAAACGUAACCUUUGGGGCCCAGGCUCCGGAUCACUAUCUCGCGAAUCGGCGGUAUCAUCCUAUGCUCCGGGAUGUUGAUGGACCUGUUUCCGGAAUCUAUCAUGACGGCAUGGAUCCGGGGUCCAGCUAUGUCACGGUGUGCGGAGUUACCUGCCAUAGCCCUCGCAAUGGCCAGACCCCAGUCUUGGUCCCAAUACGUGAUAUAUCGGAGUUUCCAGGCGGCAAUCGCAACAAAUUGUUCGAACACUGGUUUAUGACCAAGGCCACACUGAGAGGUCUUGUUCAGGUCCAAGUAUGCAGGGAUCAGAUGAGAUCACAUCAUCCCUGUCUGGGCAUGUUAAUGUUCUAUGACGACGGUCAUGUCGAGUCCAGUGGACAGAUCCGCUGGGAUUACGGACUGGGUGAAGAUAUAUGCAGUCCUAUCAUUGUUGUGAAAGGAGUUAAUGAUGGGCGGGAGUAUAUUCAAGACAUCCGAAGUGCAAAGGACAAAGUAGAGUCUACGGUUCAUCCGGGUGACCAGCAGGUUCUGCCUGCUGAGGGAAUACUCGCAUGGUGGUUUUGUGAGGUGGAAGAUAGGCUUGCCAUUUACGAUGACUAA
Messenger RNA from Aspergillus welwitschiae, 1812 nucleotides. RefSeq lists its product as uncharacterized. Bases 1 to 1812 code for a protein of 603 amino acids. NCBI's taxonomy places the organism in Eukaryota, Fungi, Ascomycota, Eurotiomycetes, Eurotiales, Aspergillaceae. The transcript has 5 exons. The record is from RefSeq and is a predicted model, not a curated record.